AUGCCUGCAGCCCUGACCGUCAGCGAGGCAGAAAUCGACAGCAGCAGAUGCAACCGCAAAAGUCCCAGCCUGGAUCCUGAAGACCCCCGCUGUGCCAAGCUGACCCUAAGUGGAAACCUUACGAAGAGUAGCGGCGCUGACAUCGCCAUUGGCAAAGCCGUCUUGUUCGCGCGGCAUCCGCAGAUGCAGCACUGGCCUUCCAGCCAUCACUUCGAGGUUCACGAGUUGAUCCUCCGCGACAUUUGGCUCAUCGACUUCUUCGGCGGCGGAGAACUCAUCGCCGUCGCCGACUUCCUCGCGGCUGCGCCGAAGCACACCACGCCUUACGCCGACGGAGCAACCGCGGUGGAGGGCGCGAUUGCAAUGAAGCCACCGCCGUAUUUCAAAGUAGCCGAAAGGGCGCGGUGGUUGAUGUAUCACAGCAGCUGGUGUGCCCUGGGUACCAACUCAGUGCGUCUGAUGGCACCCUGGGGCAAUGUGCGAUCUCUGGCAGAUGGUCUGGGGAAGAACAGUACAGGUCUUCCCAUGCUGUACUUGCCCACCCCGGACCCUCCAGCGUGGACGUGCAUGCUGACAGCCGGGUAG
This is a messenger RNA of Cladocopium goreaui, 585 nucleotides long. Lineage: Eukaryota; Dinophyceae; Suessiales; Symbiodiniaceae. The record is from the annotation of a GenBank genome assembly.